This is a messenger RNA of Pectinophora gossypiella (pink bollworm), 1810 nucleotides long. RefSeq lists its product as uncharacterized. Bases 103 to 1710 code for a protein of 535 amino acids. Lineage: Eukaryota; Metazoa; Arthropoda; Insecta; Lepidoptera; Gelechiidae. The transcript has 6 exons. The record is from RefSeq and is a predicted model, not a curated record.
AGCCGCAUAAGUUGUCCCGCCAGACAAUCGUUCUACAAGAACCUCGAACAAGAAUAUAACAACAGGAAAGUGACGAAAAAACUAUAUUCACGACCGCCUACAAUGACGGAGGACUGCAAGAUCUUCACGUCAGACUUUAUUCGACACAUGACCCCGGACCAGAGCAAGAUGCUGCUUCCGAAACUUACCAAGAGGAAGUGUGCCCUUCCGCGCGUGGCCUGUCCAGCCAAGCGUCCCGUGACGGAGCAGCUGUCGGCUGAUCAGCCACUCCCGCGGCACCGCAGGGUCGCUCAGAACUGUUCAGCUUACAACACCAACGAAGGCAUGAGUGGGCACCUGAAAUACGGCGUAUUCCGAACAGCUCACAACCGCACGAAACGAAGCGAGAGAAUGCAGCCAGCGUACCGUUGUCCCGUGUCUCGCGUCCCUGUCACUCCUGAGCACCUGCACAUUAGAGAAAGAGGGAGGGAGAGAGAGGAGAAAGAAUUCACGCGGAUUCAGCCACGACUGUGGCGGCGAGUCGGUGAGCAAGGAAACCAAAAGCCAAAGGAUGCCCCCCUAUUGGUGUUCAGAGCUAUCGAAGAGACCCACCACAAACACCUGCACCGGUCCUCCGUCAUGCACCUGGACAUCCGCCCUCGCGUGUCGGACACACAUCAGCCUCCCAGCAGGCUCAACUCGCCAAGAAUCAUAGCCCACGGGAACAGGAGGCUCAUCCAUUGCCAAAGCCACAUGUCUCCGCUAUCACCGAAUAGAAUAUUUUCGCCAACUUACAGGAACCUAUCAAGCGAUGUACUAUCGUCGUGUUUUGACAGUCCAAAGCCCAAUUAUUUGCUGCCACCGAUGCAGCAAGACAGGCGUGGUCAACGUAUGUCUCCGCCCAGCUUCUGGAACGCUGCGUUGGGAAACCGUUUGCCUUCGAGCAGGAAUUCGUCCAACGCUCGCACCUUUUCACCGGACUUCGAGCUCAGUCGACGCGAUGCUUUCUCGCCUUAUAGAUUCCAACCAAAUCGGGAGCCGUCUUUCACACGAACCUUUUCAAGGAGCAAAGGUGUUCAAAGGGAAAUUCGGCAUAAGACUGGACCGUGCAACGCUGCAAAUCAUAUAAACAGGUUAGAUCCUAAGAGCGUGAAUCGAGAACACUCAUACCGCAGUGUCAGGUUGAAGAAUUGGUUGAGCAACGUCGCUGGUAUUAACUUAGAAGCUCAUAACUACAAGCCUAUUCUGAACCAGAAGCUAUCCAAACCGAAAUUUCACAGCCGAACAGCAAGCUAUAUGACUCACCGCGGAACACCUACUCAAGACGAGAGCGCGAAAAGAGUUCGCAACGCUCACACUUUACAAGCUAGAUCUGCGUCAAAAUCUGUGCAGAAAACUGUACAGGGUCACGAAGGGGUUCAUGAGUGUGAAGUCCAUAGGAAACCAGCGAGUCGAGGGUCGUUUUUACGGAGUACAAGCUGCAGGAGGAUCUCUUCUGGGACUAACGAUAGAACUUCAAACAGGACGUUCUUGACGUGUACAUGCAGCGUGUCACCCACGUUGGAUACCACUUCAGUUCGUAAAUCAAGAUCUAAAUCGUUGUCAUCAUCCUACAGGACUGUGUCGCCAGAAUUGAUACCUCCAGAAAAAGUGUCUAAGAAAGGAAUCAUAGGGUUUGCACGCUCGCAUAUAGUUUGUGCCACAACUGAGUCGUGUUGCCAGACUUAUUGAAGCAUUUCGUUUUUAAGACUAAACACAUUAACAGACGAACACGUUGAUAGUUGUUAUUACAUUACCCUGUCUACCGGGCUAGAUGCGUCAAGGUCACGGA